Messenger RNA from Arvicola amphibius (Eurasian water vole), 662 nucleotides. RefSeq lists its product as uncharacterized. The record is from RefSeq and is a predicted model, not a curated record. The transcript has 7 exons. The coding region runs from base 1 to 633 and encodes 210 amino acids. Lineage: Eukaryota; Metazoa; Chordata; Mammalia; Rodentia; Cricetidae.
AUGACUCCUGCUGGUGAGCUCCGGGCCCGUGUUUCAAGGAAAGUGGACAGUGUUCCUGAGGAUGAUGCCAUCCUCACAUACAUCAGCACACACCUGGAUCCCCGUAGAAUUGGGUUGUGUGUUCUGUGGGCCCUCACAGCUCUUCAGAGCUUAGCGUUCAUACUGCUAUCAUGGCUUAUCUUGGCUGUGGAGCUGACUACAUCUGCCCAGAAUCAGGUGGGACGGGGAGGACCGUACUCAAGGGUGCCAACACUGGAGCUGAAUCACACAGGAGGGAAGUUGGUGGUCCUUGUACAGCUGUUCAAGACCUUUGGGUCACAGGAGAGGGUGUUGCAACUCCCAUUGACCAGUUCCAGGUGGAUGCUGUGGGGACAUACUUUACAGGAGAAGAAACUGAGACACAGACAUGUGAUUUCUUCCAAUCUGAAGCAAACUUCUGAUGGAGCCCGGGAGCCCAGAAACACAACAAGAAGAAAGUUUGAAGCCACCGAAUCUGUGGUUGCCCUAAAAACCCAAUACUGGGUCUGUUUCAGGCUACAUAAAUGCCUCUGUCUAUAUGCAAUUCAUGUUCUCUAUCCAUUCAGCUGUGGAUGGACAUCUAGGCUGGCUCCAGUUCCUGGCUACUGUGGAUAGUGUGUAGCAAUAAACAAGGCAUGCAAGUA